Molecule: messenger RNA, 1612 nt
Organism: Selaginella moellendorffii
Lineage: Eukaryota; Viridiplantae; Streptophyta; Lycopodiopsida; Selaginellales; Selaginellaceae
Product: growth arrest-specific protein 8 homolog
Exons: 9
Coding region: 673-1572 (299 amino acids)
Biological process (GO): cell motility
Cellular component (GO): microtubule; motile cilium; Golgi apparatus
Molecular function (GO): small GTPase binding; microtubule binding
Source: RefSeq, a predicted model, not a curated record
CAUAACUGUAUUGGCCACAUCAGCUUCAGCCGGCCACGUUGCUUGGGGAUGAGCUCUCAAGCAACACUCGUAGGUUUUGCAGUUUAGAAUUCCAUGGCGCCCAAAGGUAAGGAGCCCGCGCCGGCUGUGGAAGAGGCUGCUGCUGCCCCCAGCACACAGGAGCUCGAAGGCAAAAUUCGUGCUCUAAAUGCCGAAAAGGAAAAGGAGGAACGGGCACGCAACCGUGUCCAGAUUGAGCGUGACAAGCUCAACACAUUCUAUGAACUCAAAAAGAAGGAAGUUGACCAAUGCAAAGCGGUGCUGUUCAUUAAAGAUCAUGACAUCCAGGGCAUCGAGGAAAGGCAUCGGGUGCAAAUGCAGGUUUUCAAUCAAAAGACCAGACAUCUUCAGUACGAGCAGCAAGGUAUCAUAGGGGCAGUGAAAGGUGACAAUGAGAUCGCGUUGAAGCUGUUUGCUGAACAAGCCGCAACGCGAGAGCAUCAGCUCUUGUAAGGUUUCUUUUGUGUGAAAAAAACGCGUUGCAUAUCAUAUCUCGUAAAGGCUCGGACUUUUGUAGGGAUGAACAGCGUCUUUUAAAAUCUAAGGUCAGGGAGGUGGAGCUUGGAUACGAAGAUACGAUCAGACAGCUCAAGCUGGAUCACGCCAAAGAAAUUAGCAUGAUCAGGCAAGAGUAUGACGCGAAGGCUAAGGACUUGGUUCAGAGUAAUGAAAGAAAAGUCGUGCAAGAAAAUCGAGGAGGACUCGGAACUCCGAAAGAAGCAGGAAGUUCAUGAGAUCGAAGAACGAAAAAAUCAGCAUAUUAUUGAGCUCAUGAAGAAGCACGAAAAAGCGUUUGCGGAUAUUAAAUUCUACUACAAUGACAUCACGCAGAACAACUUAGAUCUCAUCAAGACGCUCAAGGAAGACAUUACAGACAUGAAAAAGAAGGAGCAAGCAAACGAGAAAUUCAUGUACGAGAUUGCGCAGGAAAACAAGCAUUCAAUGGAGCCCCUGACGAAGGCCCUGAAAGAACUGGAUGUACUUCGCAAGCACAUUCAAGUCUUGGAAAAGGAUAGGCAAGCGCUCCAACAGCUGAGAGUUCAUUACGCCGACACCCUCGAACAGAUAAAACAUCUUGAAUGGCAGUACCGGAGCCUACAAGAGAAAAUGGACAAGGCAAAGCAAGCAAUACUUCGUCAUGACGAACUUAUACUCCCUCUCCAGGUUCAAGAAGAUAAAGACGAUCUCUACGCCAGGUUCGAGUCUUGCAUUUUCGAUGUCCAACAGAAGUGUGGCCUUAAGAGCAUGCUCUUGGAAAAGAAGCUCCAUGUUGUCCAAGAACAAUUGGAAAAGAAGGAGGCUCAACUUGGUGAAUCACUCGCCGGGAAACUCCAACCCGGUAAAGUGGACUACAAGUUUGACAAGGUGUUAGAAACCAAGAACCAGCAAAUCAAGUCUCUCUAUUACGAGCUUGGAAGAGUUACAAAGGCACACGAUUCUAUCGUCAAGGCUUUCGAGGUUAAACUAGCGGCGUUGGGCGUCCCCUUGCAAGAGAUGGGCUUGCCUUACUAUCUAUCAAAGAUCCAGCUUUGAAACUCAACGGCUAUAAUCUAACCACCUGUUUUACUUAGCU